AUGUCAAACAGGGGGUAUGUUGUUUUAUUUUGUUGUUUUUUGUUAUAUUUAGGUGUUAGUUGCAGUAGAAUGUUAGUAAAUGGCAGUUUCGGCUAGAAACUUGAGCUUUUUUGCAUGAUUUUAUCGAUAGUUGUGGGUGCUUCGGAGUUGUUGUUGGAAAACUACAUUUCAAAAGGAUUUUAUGUAUCUUUUAGCUUUAGAAGAUAGAGAAAAGCUUUGGGAAGGUAUUUCAAUUGGUUUUAGGGACACAAAUUUAGGUUGGCUAGCCUUUUUCUUUAAUAUUAAGUUAGACACGCUUGAUGGGAUGUAUAACUCUUUAGCUGUUUUGCUACAUAUGUCGGCUCAAAUUAGUUCAAAUGGGUAUAAAGUUUUGUAAGAACGAUUUUUUUACAGAUUAACAGAAAGUUUUGACGAGACACCUCGCCGAAACGACAAGGCACGCCGACAAACGGUGAACCUCUCACUUUCACGGUCAUUGAUUUUCGGUACGCCAGACAGUGAAGAUUCUCAAGACUCAGUUAAAGCUGAAGAUGUGAAAAAUGUGUCUAAAUUGGAUGAAUCUACGAAAAAGGUUGAAGAAGAUGGCGAUAUUAUCGAUAAGGAGAAGUUACUGAGCUGUUUGGAUAACUAUUGUGAAAAGAUUUAUCAGGAUGGGAGAGAUGAAGAGUUUGUGGAUUUGAAAGGCUUUGAUAUUGAUGUGAGUAACUUUUAAAAUUAAAUUUGUUAUGUUUUAUAGGUAUUUUAUAUUUUUUGGCAGUUUUCUGAUAUUAUACUAAGCAGCCUAUGAGAACCUUCUAAAAACUAUGCUUUUAAUAUAUUUUUACGCUUAUAGAAGUGCAAUGUGAGCUUGGAAGACUUGCAAGAAGUAAAACAAACGGCUGAGAAGAUCGUGAGAGCUGAAGAUCAUACCGGGAUCAGUAAUGUUGAUUUAGAUAGAGCUGUCGAAGCAGGAGCGAUGGCUUUUGCCAAUUGUAAUAUAAUGACUAGAAAUCGACACAAAUGUUUGAAGCGUCGUGUUAGUGACUCACAUAUUCUAUAUCAACCGUUGCCUUAUGAUGGAAGGAUUAAAAAAUAUGUGGAGAACACAUUGAGGUAAGUCAUGAUGGAUAAUAUGUAUGUUAAAAUACGAAUGUUAUGUUUUUUUGCAGUUUUUUAAUCUUUGAGGCUUUAAUUUGAUAUCUUGAGUUCAGAAAUUGUUCACAUUUGAAAGAAUUAGGCCAAAAAUGUUUUAUAGGUACCCAUGUUAAUAUAAUUUAUACCUCCAAAUUUCAGCCAACGUGAAAACCAAAUAGUGGAGACUUUUGUGGAUUUUAAAACGGAAGUCAAAGCAAAGUACGACGUGUUGAAACGUGUUGACGAACUCACAAAAUUAGGUAUGGAAUUUCAUAUUUUUUGUGAAAUACGUUUUUCAACUCAGCAAUGGUAACUUUAGAAAACUAAAAUAAAGUUUUUUGAGUUCAUUUACAUUUUAAAACAUUAAUAAUGUUUUUAGAUAAGUUACAAGAACUGCCGGAAGCUAAAAAGCUACGAAAUGGAAGGAUAAAGUCGAAUAAUGUGGAUGAAAACCUAAUGAAAACACCUCCAAAUGCGUGCAAACUUAAGAAUCCAUUGUCGUAUGAACUUGUAAGUUUUUUUAUUUUACAUUUUAUUAUUUUUACCUUAUUUUUAAUAAUUUUGAGCUUAUGUAUUCAUGAUAGCGUAUGACAUGUAUAAAAACCAAAAAUAGAUAUUAAAAGUAAAGUGUCACAAAAAUAUACUAAAUUGCGCUUUCUAGGGAAUAUAGAGAAAAUCGAAAUCAAAAAAUUACGUUUUGAAUUUCCCGCCAAAUUGGCGUUGUGUUUCAAGCAUAUAACUUUGUCAUUUUGUGACUUUUAAUCAUUUUUCUUUGGUAUAAUAGGAGAAAACGUUUAAAUGAAUUAGAGUUUUAAAUUUGUAAGCGUAUGUUGUCUGGAAAGUCGGGAAAAGGGCUUGAAACACAAUGCCAGAUUUGCCAAAAUGACGGAAAAUCUUAAAUAUUUUAAUUUUAAAAAACUUGAAAACAAGAGUUAAAAUGUUUUAUGGGUACUAUUGGUGGUACAAAGAAUUCAUAUAAACAUUUUGAGCUGAUUUUGAGUGGGACAGGUUGGGCACUUUUCUUGUUAUUUGAACAACCUAAUAGUUUUAAAAAAGGUCAAAAUUCUGGGCAAUUAUUUACUUUUGAUAAUUUUUCUACAAUGUAUAGCAAAGCUGAAUGUUAUUGGAUAAUGUAUGAUGAUUAAAAUGAUUUUUUUUUAGAUAAUGGACGACUUCCUGGACCAAAAAGCUGAAGAAUUCAUCGAAGUGAACAAAGUAGCUCAACAACGUCGGAAGACUCUAGCCAAGCUUUCUCAAUAA
Molecule: messenger RNA, 2373 nt
Organism: Bursaphelenchus okinawaensis
Lineage: Eukaryota; Metazoa; Nematoda; Chromadorea; Rhabditida; Aphelenchoididae
Source: the annotation of a GenBank genome assembly